GCACACGGAGGUUAUUGACCACGCCCAUCUCAUGAAUAAUACAUCACCUCCUGUCGAGCCGUAGAGACUCGUGCCACUGGAGGUCUUUAGACGUCAGCUUGUGCUCACCGGAGGAAGGAAAAUAAUGGUCAUAAUAUCACUAUCCAUCUAUCGAUAAGGCAAUAUUAAUAUCCGGUAACGAAUGGGGAAUUGGAAGAGUGGGAAUUCGCCUCACGCACAACGACCCCGUUGCUUUUCACAGGAAUUUACGGAGCAGCACACACCAAGGGCUUGAUAUUAACCCGACCGUGACCGACCUAUUAUCUGCCGGUCUGACGUUAUUCUUAUCGCCGGUGAUUUGAGGAACAACAAACACUCGAGGGGGCUGCUGACAGGAAGUCUGUGUGUGACCUGUCGUGAGCAGUCAUGUUCCGUAACAGCCUGAAGAUGCUGCUGGGAGGCAAAAGCCGCAAGAACAACAGCGGUGGCAGUGGCAUUGAGUCAGAGGGAUCAGAGUUCAGCAUGAUUGAGGGAUUCACUCGUUCACUUCCCUCCUCGCCCCUCCUCAACCUUCGGCUGGCCAAAAGAUCUGGUGAAGAUGAAGAGUUAGGACCUCCUCCCUCAGUAGAUGAGGCAGCUGAUGCUCUGAUGACCAGGCUGGGCUUCCUGCUGGGGGAAAAGAUAAUCAGUGGAGAGCCGGGGUCACCUUACCAUGCUCAGGAUGAUGGACAGAGGAUCUCUCCGUCCUCCAGUCUGGCCAGUAGCGGCACCUCCCCCUGCUCUACAAUGCAGCCUCCUGCUGGGGGAGAGGCCAAUAACAACAAGCAUGCCUCCACUAACCACGCCUCUGUCACCUCCCCUACAUCGACACUAGAAAGCAGAGACAGUGGAAUCAUAGCCACGUUGACCAGUUAUUCUGAGUCGGCAGCAGAGCAGAACGACAGCACCAAGUGUCCUGGAGAUGGUUACCAUGGCGGUAGCCUCAGCCUCUGGCAGGAGGGGGGCUGGCCAAUGGUGGCCUCCACCUCCUCUUCCUGUAUGGUAGUGAAAGGAAGCGUAUAUGAUGGCUUCCUGUACAGGGAGGAUGACAAAAUGGCUGCCUCCACUUACAGCCUCAACAAACUCCACCCAGACCAAGGCCCUGGCUCUGCCCGGUCUUCAGGCUCCACCAGCUCCAUCCCUGUCUACCUCAUGCCUCGCCCUAAUUCCGUUGCUGCCACUAGUUCUGCCCAUCUUGAAGAUCUAGCCUAUCUGGAUGAUCAGCAGAGACGCAUCCCUUCAAGGACAUCCCUCAGAAUGCCCAGGCAGAAUUCUGGGAGUCGUGGCCAACAGGACCACAAAGUUCGUUUCACUCCCUCUCUCAACCUGAAGCCCCUCCACUUUGAGGUUCCUGGUCUCUCAUCUGAUUGGCUGUUCACGGGCAGGGAGUGGCUCUUUCAGGAAGUGGAUGCCUGUCUUCGCAGUAAUGACCCAGCAACUUGUCGCGGUGUGGUGAUUGUUGGCAACAUGGGCUUUGGCAAAACAGCCAUCAUUUCCCGCCUGGUGGCGCUCAGUUGUCAUGGAAACCGCAUGUGGCCAAACAUUGCCAGAAACCAGACCAUUCCCAAACAGCCAGUUUCUUUCUCACAUGAUUCCCUGGGAAGAGGAGGAGGGGAUGAAGGAGCAGGAGGAAGCUGUCCAGGAACUCCAGAAAUGAGGAGGAGACAGAAGGAGACACUGGGGAGGCUUGCAGGACAGGUAGUUUCAUAUCAUUUUUGUCAGGCUGAUAACUGCCACACUUGUCUGGUUCCGGAGUUUGUCCACAACAUGGCGGCGAUGCUAAGUAUGGCCCCUCAACUCUCAGCCUAUCGGGAGCUUCUGCUCCGGUCACCACAGCUACAGAGCAUGCUCAGUCUGCGAUCCUGUAUCCAGGAUCCAAGCUCUGCCCUCCAGAGAGGGAUACUAGAACCACUGGAUGCUCUAUACAGAGACAGGACGUUGCAUGUGGAAGGGGCAGGGCUUAUUAUUCUGAUUGAUGGGCUAAACGAGGCAGAGUUUCAUCGGCCAGACUACGGCGACACACUUGCUUCCUUCCUGUCCCGAAACAUCCAGAAAUUUCCUUCUUGGUUGAAGGUCAUUACUACUGUCAGGACCAGUCAACAGGACACCACUUGUUCUUUACCUUUUCACCGCAUCUCACUAGACAGGAUGGAGGAGAACAACGCCAUAGACCAGGACCUGCAGAGUUACCUGAUGCAGCGUAUCAACAGCAGCAGUGAGAUCCAGAACAAUGUGUCGCUGAGCAAUGGACGCCUUGACAACACAGCACUGGCCAAGCUGAUCAGCCACCUGAAAAGCCUGAGCAGAGGCUCGUACCUCUACCUGAAACUGACCCUGGACCUGAUAGAGGGAGGAUAUCUGGUCCUGAAGAGCUCCAGCUUCAAGGUGGUUCCUGUAAAUCUAGCAGAGGUCUACUUGUUGCAGCUCAACAUGCGGUUUCCCACCCAGUCAUCUUUUCAAAGAGUUCUGCCACUGCUCAAUAUUACUGUAGCAUCUCUGCACCCAAUGACCGACCAGCAGCUGUUUGAGGUGGUGAAUGCAGGCACUCUGAGUGGAGGAACACUGCAGUGGGCGGAAUUUGGGCAGCGGCUGGAGCAGCUCUCGUGUUUCCUGCUAAAGCGGAGCGACGGAAGCAGGAUGCUAAACCAUGCUUCCUUCAGGGAGUGGCUUGUUUGGAGGGAGGAGGGGCAGGAUGACAGGUUUCUCUGUGACCCCAGGAGCGGCCACACUCUCCUGGCCUUCUGGCUCUGCAGGCAGGAAGGGAAGCUGAACCGACAGCAGAUGCUGGAGCUGGGACAUCACAUUUUAAAAGCACACAUCUACAAGGGUCUGAGUAAGAAGCUUGGGGUUUCCUCCUCAGUUCUGCAGGGACUGUGGCUGUCCUACAGCACAGAGAGUCUGAGCCCUGCUCUCUCAUCUUUGCGCAAUCUCUACACACCUAACAUCAAGGUGAGUAGGCUGCUGAUUAUGGGCGGAGCUGAUGUGGAUUACCGUAGUGAUGUCCUUAACAGCGCCCCCCUGUUGUGUGUCCACUCGCACUUGGGCCACAGUGAUGCUGUGGCGCUGCUGCUCGACCAUGGAGCUCAGGUGGAUGCUCAGUCACAUGAUGGUUUGACUGCACUGGGAUACGCUGCUGCAGCUGGACAUCUGGACAUCGUCACCAUGCUGAGUCAGCACAGAGCUAAGGUGGGUCAUGUUGACAGCUCAGGUCAGUGUGUGUUGGUGCAUGCAGCUCAGCGGGGCCACCUUGAGGUGCUGCACUUCCUGUUAAAGCGUACAGACUGGAGCUGCACUUCCUGCUGCGACCAGAGGGGGGUGAGCAGGAGCCAGGCGGUGCAGCAGGCUCUGAUUGCCGCAGCCAGCAUGGGCCAUACAGAGAUAGUGUCAUACCUCCUGGAUCUUCCAGAGGAAGACGAGGAAGAGGAGGAGAGACCUGAGAUCAAUACAUCUGACAGUCUAUGGGGAGAGACAGCUCUCACAGCAGCAGCAGGAAGUGGUAGGCUGUCUGUCUGCAGGCUGUUGUUGGAUCAGGGGGCUGCUGUUGAGCAAGGCAACCAUCAGGGCGUGGCUCCGCUCUUCAGCGCAGUGAGACAGGGCCACUGGCAGGUGGCGGAGUUGUUACUGACUCAUGGGGCAGAGAUGAACAUGGUCGACCAGCAGGGUCGAACAGCUCUCAUGACGGCAGCCUCAGAGGGACAUAUGACCACCGCCAAGCUGCUGCUAGAUCAUGGAGCCUCUCUGGAGCAGACUGACAGGGAGGGUCUAACGGCGCUGAGCUGGGCCUGUCUAAAAGGCCAGCUCCCAUUGGUCAAAGAGCUGGUGGAGAGAGGUGCAGUCACAACUCAUGCUGACCGCAGUGGACGCACACCUCUGGAUCUGGCUGCCUUCUGCGGUGACCCAGAAGUGGUGCAAUACCUGGUGGAUCACGGUGCAUUGGUAGAGCAUGUGGACUGCAGCGGGAUGCGUCCUCUGGAUCGAGCAGUAGGCUGCAGAAAUACUUCAGCAGUCAUCGCUUUGCUCAGAAAGGGAGCCAAGAUAGGACCAGCAACCUGGGCCAUGGCAACUUCCAAACCAGACAUAUUAAUGGUUCUGCUAAGUAAAAUGAUCCAAGAGGGAGACCGAUUAUAUAAGCAAGGUAAAGUGAGGGAAGCUGCUCACUCCUAUCAGUCAGCGCUCCAGAAGUUUCCAGGAGACGAGCUGAAGACAUUCAAACAGCUGCGAGUGUGUGUGUUGCUCAACCUGUCACGCUGCCGCCGCAAGAUGAACGAUUUUGGCCUUGCUGAGGAGUUUGCUACCAAGGCACUAGAACUAAAAGCCAAGUCCUAUGAGGCCUUUUAUGCCAGAGCCCGUGCCAAACGCAGCCGCAGACAGUUCCACGCAGCCCUGGAGGACCUGAUUGAGGCCAGCCGCCUGUGUCCAUCCAACAGGGAGAUCCAGCGAUUGCUUUCCCGAGUCAAGGAAGAGUGUCGACAAUUUGUACAACAGCAAGACUCUCCCCCUGCUUCACCACACCAUGUUUAUCAACAGAAUGCUGCUGUGUCCAUUAGUGAGGCCAAGUGCAGAGAUUCAGGUUGCCUACAGGUGCAGGACAGGGAGGGACUUACCGAGGAAGAGGAGGAUGAAGAAAAGGAAGUGGAGGCAAGUCACAGAGACAGAGAUCCUUCUCCUAACUCCUCCUCCUCCUUCCAUCCUCCACAUUUGGUUCAAAGUCUUGACACCCACUGCAGCCCCAGGGUGCCAUCGCCCUCUUCCCUGUCCCCCACCCACCUGUAUCGUAACCUCCCCAGCCCCAUCCACUCCCCCUCCUCCUCUUCACCCUGUCACUCUGCACCUCCUGCUCCUUCCUCCUCCUAUCAACAUUUCAGCCCUCCUCCCUCCCCAAUGUUACAUCAGCAGCAAGCCAGCCCAGUGUCAGACAUUAUGCCUGCACUGUCAGGGACUGGAGGCCUCCACCACUAUCCACAGUCCAUCUCAGCCCUCCACCACUCGGACCAGAAACAGGGAGUGCAGCAGCAGCACCACCAGAGAUCCUUCCAGAAGCAUAGCUCUGUCCAAGGCCAGUGGCUCCAACCAGCUAAAGUCCAGCCAAUCAGAACCAGUCAUUCCAGUUCCUCAUCCCAUUCCAGCAUGGUUUUGGGAAGUUCUGCUUACUCUCAGUUUGCUCAGCUGUCCCAAGAACUGGCCGAAAUGGGGGAAGGUAUUUGCCCCCGUCCCCUAGAUGUCAGGCCUAGCCUGCAGGUCCAGGCUGAUCUGAAUUAUGAAGCAUCAUAUCCACUAGAUAAUGUGGAUGUUGACUUGGUUCGUCAGUUGAGACCAGCAUCUGCCUAUGGGAGAGGAGCAGGAGGAGACAGAGCAGCGAUAAAUCGAUUUGCCCAGGCUCGUCAGUUCAGCCGCAACCAAUCCAAAGCAGCUUACUACCCAAUGGAAGUUACAGAGGCUACUAUGGGACAGCCUGAUAGCUUUCCAUCAUCACACAGUCAUCAAUACCACCACCGGGGUGGGCUACGACACCCACCCAGUAGCCACCCAACCUCUUCCUCCGCCCCCCCCUCUAGGCCUCUCAUCCAAAGUGUCAAUGUUCGUUUCUCCACCAGCAGUGGCAGGCCUGCCUCUAAUCAUGGUUGUGGGUUCAGGACCUCAGCCUCCACCCAGCAUAUGGAUGUACCUUCAGAUCUGGCCUCUGUGGGAGGAGUUACUGGUUUUCAUGAUGAUCUGUUUCUGAUCUCCUCUCCCCAGUCAGAAAUAUGCAUGAUAGGAGGUGGGACCUAUCCUGGAGAGGCAGGCAGGUCAUCUAGGAGCACUCCUUUUAUGGGUGUUAGUGAUAAGACAGCGAGAGUACACCAGUAUCAGCAACAAGCUGCAUCUAGUUCCUCAUCCUGUCUCAGCCCCUCUCGCUCCUGGGUCGUGUCUUCAGUGGACACAGUUGUUACCCCACCUAGCAAAACCCCCGCAAACCAAGGAAGUUUUGGUCAACCCUCCUCCCUCGCCUACCACAACCGCAGCAACAACAAUGCCCACAACCUCCUCCACGACAAUGAGCUUGACUACUAUGAGGUGCUGCCAGGCAACACUGCUCAGGGUGAAGGCUCGGUGCAGGCUGCCGGUCAGAAAACCUCCUACCUGGACGUGAAGCUGGCUCAAAUGCUUCCAGUGACCCAUAGCUGCUCAGACAGGCCGACGGAGAGAAAGACAGGACCCACCUCUCCUGUAAAACCAAAAAGACCCUUUGUCGAGUCCAAUGUAUAAAGAAAAUAUCAAGUCAGAGAUGGGGACGAAGGGUUAAUUAAGAGUGGUUCAAAAGAAGUCAUUGUACCGACAUAUUCAGUUUCAUUAAAGCUAUGGGAUUCUUAAAGCUGGGCUCUGGUUGAAACAAACUAGUUUGUUUUACGUUCAUAUGAUGCAUAGUUCAUACAAAGUGGGCAUGAUUGCCAGGUUGUCUUUGAGAAAGAGAAGUGCUUUGUUUGAAGCAUACCCACUUCUUAAGACAUUAAACAUACAAGUAACAUAUGGAACAUAUUGGCUGUUAAUUGUGAAGUCUGUGACUUAACAAGCCAGAGACAAAAAAAGAAAGCAAAGUCCAAGCAAAGGAGAGAAAGACACAAGUUAUGAAGAACUUGGUCUGUUGCUCUAAAACCAGUGACAAGUCUUGGUUUCGUAAAGCACAACAAGAAACCUGAAGAUUUAAACGCAAAAAACACAACAAAAGAUGCCAACUGUCACUGAAAAAUCCUUCUAUUUCAUUUCAGUCCAUUUCAACAUUGUCUCUGGAUGUCCAUAAUGCACCGCUCUAGAGUUUUUCUGUCGAGUUCACAUUUAUGACUCUAGAUGGUGACAUCCAUCCUUUUCAAGCUUGAAGCGUUCAAAUGACUAAUGACUGGAAACCGGGAACAGUCACUGUUAACAUCCAUACUCUAAAACCUGUGCCAGACACAUGCUGACCAAUGACCCAGUCCUAAGCCAUAGUUUGAAAAGCUAGGAUGAUGCUGUCAUUGAGUGUGUACUUACUUGCUGUAUAUAAAACAAGCCUGAUAUUUAUCUUUUUUAAGUUAUAUUUGAAUUGAACUGUAUAAAUAGUUACUUUUAAAAUUGUGUAUUCCUUUUGAA
Monopterus albus (swamp eel) is the source of this 7122-nucleotide messenger RNA. RefSeq names its product protein TANC2-like. Gene Ontology annotation, cellular component: dendritic spine. Gene Ontology annotation, biological process: regulation of dendritic spine morphogenesis. The record is from RefSeq and is a predicted model, not a curated record. Bases 406 to 6264 code for a protein of 1952 amino acids. The transcript is spliced from 30 exons. Gene Ontology annotation, molecular function: protein binding. Lineage: Eukaryota; Metazoa; Chordata; Actinopteri; Synbranchiformes; Synbranchidae.